Aspergillus puulaauensis is the source of this 2433-nucleotide messenger RNA. RefSeq lists its product as uncharacterized. The record is from RefSeq and is a predicted model, not a curated record. The coding region runs from base 1 to 2433 and encodes 810 amino acids. The transcript is spliced from 2 exons. Lineage: Eukaryota; Fungi; Ascomycota; Eurotiomycetes; Eurotiales; Aspergillaceae.
AUGCCAUUAAGCCCUCACUUUUCUGUUUCAGCCCCUCGCCCAACGGCGCAGGAUUUCGACCGGCCGUCCACCGGAGCGUCCUGCAGUGACAACCCCGACCAUUCGGUUCAUAUGCGCUCAAGGUCAACUGCUCAUACCCAGAGCCCUAAAAGAUUGUCCGUUUUCAGUGGGCGUUCGAGGAGCAACACCACGACUUCUACAUCUACCUCUAUCAACUCGUCGCGUCGCUCCCCCUCCUCUUCAAUGACAUCCAACGAGAACGCACUUUUGCCCUUCACGCAUGAGGACCGCGCAGUUCCCGCAGGCGGUGCGCGCCACGACCGGCAUGAAAGUGUAACUAAGUCACUCUUCCUACGUGGAAGCCGGAUUCUGCGCCGUCAAGGGAGUAAGGUCAAUAUGGUUGGUACCCCGGAGGAAGAAGAGGAAAUGGAGCGCGAAAAAUCCCGUUUCGACUUUAGCCGUCACCAUAAGACACGGUCGAAUGAUGCCCAUGAGCAGAGGAAGCGCCUGAUUUCUGAUCCUUUCGACUUCCACCACUUAACUCACACCAGCCCGGCUCAGUUUCAAUCGCUGGGUAAGACUCGGGAGAAUGAUUUGGUUACGGAAUUCUCCGCCAUCCGAGCAUCCCAAAAACCUGUCACGAAUCUCAAAGGCAUCCGGGCGGAUGAUAUUAAUUUGCGAAGCCUUUCAGCUGAGGAUCUCUCUCACUUCGUGAUCGAUCACGACAACGUUGGCCCGUCACCUGCUAGUCCACCACAUUCGCCCGGUGAGAGAUGCACUAGCCCACGCCAACUAGACUCGCGGCCCCUACGAGAAUCGCGAAUCUUUGAGAACUUUUCGCGGCCUGUAUCAAGGCAUCCUCGACUCGAUGCACCUGCUUCACCACCGCGUGCUUCGUCGCCAAGACUGGCGUCAUCUCCUGAGAUCCCAGAACCUUCACCUAGAGUGAUUGAUGAAAUCCUGGACUUGGACUCUCAGCAACAGUCAUAUCCGGAGCAUACUUACUACACAGAUGAUGACUCCAUGCCCGCCUCUUCGCCGACGAGCCUCAAUUUGGAGGGUAUGAUCCACCCUACCUUGGGUCAUGCCAUCACCACUGACCCCAACAACGAAAAUAUGGAUGCUAGAAAUGUGUCGGCACUCACAAGUCCCAGCUCAGAGUUGGAGGAUGUUCCCGAGGAGGACGAAGCAACACAUUGGCAUGACAGCCCGGAAUCAGAUUACUCAAGAACUCUGGAGAGUCAAGUGUCGCCUAAAACAAAUGUCGCCCCAAAAUCUCACCUAUCCAUUAAUGUAGCACAGGAACUCUCAAAGAAGUUUUCCGAGGCAUUGGGAUCACCCACUCUUCCUCAAUAUUCUCGGGAUCGAGCCCACACGCCGCAUGACGACCGAGCCACUCAAAUUGCACUCCGACGGCAAUCAUCAGUCCAUCAGAAAACCAUCCACGAGACAAUCUAUGAAUCCUGGGAUGAUGAUAUUGACUACUGUUACGAACACGCAGCAGAGUCAAAUUCUGAUUUCGACUGGGGUCGCGCUUCAGUAGACGAAGCUCGAAAGGACGGAAUCGCGGUUCCUGUUACCACAUCCAACCGGAGUGUCUCAUCAACGCAGCCUUCGGUAUCUUUUUCUGACCAAAAAUACCUUAGGACGUCGGUGCUUUCGACACCUGACUUGGACUCCAGUGCUUCGCGCUCAGCACCGAGUUCCCGCUUAGCUACAACGCCGUUUAGUGCUGGCUAUGGGGGUGAGAUGGGUACCCAGAAGGAUGGAGUCUUUCUCCGACCAGUCAGUUCCUCCGUGUUGUCAGGAGCUCUGACUAAACACAUCUCCCCCGAUACGAUGUACGAGGACUACCUCGCGGCUGAUGGGGAAUCAGAUCGACACUUCUCCUUCUGUUCACAAGGCGGGUUCCACGCUGUAGAGCAACCCGUGUCUCCUCGAAGCAGCUUCUCCCCCAUCAGCAAAUACAACUCACAGGAGAGUCUAAUAUUAUCCCGCGCUGCUUCAAUCGUACGGAAACAUCGGUCAUCAGUUUCCACCACAAGCGUGCCCGAGUUGGUACACAGCCUUGCGAGCAGCCGCGACUUUUCUACAUCGGACCUUAUGCUUCCUGGGGAGCAGUCCGAGUUGGUGAACCAGGACUCCUCUUCCCAUUCCUCCAACCACCGCCAGACAAAAAGCCUGGCACGGGAAAUCGAGUCGCAAAUCAUGUCCCGCCCAGAGAGCAACAACAGCACCGAUUCCACAAAGCUGAUGGGGGGGGCUUCUGUUCACGACCGCGCCAAGUCCACAUCUGAAGUUGAGGCUGCUCCCCUGGUGAACAAGGUUGCCAGACCCGAACUUCCUCCAAAGAGCGCAAAUCGGCAGAAGGGUCGCACCACAUCAUACUCCCUCUUUCCAUCACCAAAGAUUCCUUCGCCCGCGAACGCCUAA